AUGGCAACCCCUUAUGGCACCUUCCUUCCCGAGGGCCAAUCGAGCAAUAGACCUCCUUUAUUUAGCGGGACUAACUACAAUUAUUGGAAGGCUAGAAUGCGUAUUUAUAUUCAAACUGACUAUAAGUUGUGGAGAAUUAUUGUUGAUGGGCCGCACCGUCCUACCAAAACCGUUAAUGGAGUAGUAGUUUUUAAAGAGGAAAAAGAAUGGGAUGCGAAUGAUGUUAAAGGAAUUGAAUUGAAUGCUAAGGCUAUGAAUCUUUUAUAUUGUGCAUUAGAUCCUAAUGAGUUUAAUAGAGUCUCUACAUGUGAAUCGGCUAAGGAAAUUUGGGAUAAGCUAGAAGUUACACAUGAGGGUACUAGUCAGGUAAAAGAAUCAAAAAUUGACAUGCUUGUUCAUAAGUAUGAAUUGUUUAAAAUGCAGCCUGACGAAUCCAUCUCUGACAUGUUUACACGCUUUACUGAUAUUAUUAAUGGCUUGAAAUCUCUUGGAAAGUCUUACUCUAAUGUUGAUCUUGUGAGAAAGAUUCUCAGGUCAUUACCAAAGCAAUGGGAGCCAAAAGUGACGGCAAUAAUUGAGGCCAAACAAGACCUCACAAAUUACAGCUUGGAUGAGCUUUUGGGUUCUCUUAUGACUCAUGAAAUCACAAUGAACUUGGAGGAUAAUGGAAGCCGUAAGAAAAAGGACCUUGCUUUUAAAAUUUCUACUUCAAGUACAUCAAGUGAAAGUGAAGAUGACUCCGAAUCAAGCGAUGAUGAAGAUCUAGCAGUAAUCACAAGAAAGCUCAAAAAGUCCAUGACAAGAAAAAUGCGAAGGGCAAAAAGAAUUUUAGAAAAAGAUGGUUCCAAAGGAGAAAAUAGCAAGAAAAGAGACAUCAUAUGCUACGAGUGUAAGAGGCCGGGCCAUUUGAAAUCACAAUGUCCUGAAAUCAAGAAGUCAAUGAAAACAGCAAAACGAAGAGCAAUGCUUGCAGCAUUGAGAGAAAUUGAUCGGAGUAGCUCCGAAGAAAAUAGUGACCAAGAAGUUGCUAACCUAUGCUUGAUGGCACAUGGUGAGGAAGAGGUAAACUCUAGUGAUGAUUUUGAUGAGCAAUUUACUUAUGAUGAACUGUUAGAUGCUUUUGAAGAAUUGCAUUCCAAGUUUAAGAAUUUGAGUUCCAAAUAUAAGUCUCUCAAAAAGACUAAUUUUUCCCUCUUAGCUGAAAAUGAAUGUUUGAAAAAUGAGAAAGAUGCCUUGAAAGGGAAAAUUGAAGAAGUUUGUUCUCCAAAAGAGAUUGCAAAUGAUUUGGUAUUUCAAAAUAAUUUGAGACUUGAAAAUGAUGUUUUAAAAAAUGAGGUUGAGGAUUUGAAAACAUCUCUUUCUAAGUUUGUUCAAGGAAAAGAAAAUUUGGAUAUGCUUCUUGGAAAACAAAGAUGUGUUUUUGACAAAGUAGGCAUCGGUUUUAAUCCAACCAAAAAGCAAAAGUUUUAUCAAAAUUUGUUUGUGAAAUCAACUUCUUCUAGUCAUUCUUACACUUCUUGUAACUAUUGUGGAAUGAAUGGUCAUUUAUCAUAUUCUUGUCCUAUUCGUAAAAAUAUGAGUGUUGGAACGAAAAAGAUAUGGGUUCCUAAGCAUCUUGUUACUAACCUUCAUGGACCCAAGCAAUCGUGGGUACCAAAGAACUACAUAUGA
Rhododendron vialii is the source of this 1671-nucleotide messenger RNA. RefSeq lists its product as uncharacterized. Lineage: Eukaryota; Viridiplantae; Streptophyta; Magnoliopsida; Ericales; Ericaceae. Gene Ontology annotation, molecular function: zinc ion binding; nucleic acid binding. Bases 1 to 1671 code for a protein of 556 amino acids. The transcript has a single exon. The record is from RefSeq and is a predicted model, not a curated record.